Molecule: messenger RNA, 2328 nt
Organism: Porites evermanni
Lineage: Eukaryota; Metazoa; Cnidaria; Anthozoa; Scleractinia; Poritidae
Source: the annotation of a GenBank genome assembly
CUCAGGCUACUUGGAGGUGUUGAUGAGACACGCCACCCGUUGUUUUCAGUAAGCCAUUAUACAAACAAACCCUAAAAGAGUCCCGCGACUAAGCCUUCGACCAAUCACAGCGCGAGAUACGUGGCUUUUGGAUAUAUCCUUUACAAUCGCCUAGGCUUCCGGGCUUUGAAUGUAAAUUGUAUAGUUUCACUCCCGCGGGGCUUUUCGAUACAGUUGAGUUGUUGCCGUGGUAAAAAUGCCGCAGUAGAAGAAUACAUCAUUUUAGCUGAUUGAAAUAGCGUAGAUGCGCAACAUUUUUGGCUUGAUCUCGCGUGGUAAGUUUAUGUUCGAAUCGUGCUUUAGUUAGCCGGUGACAACAGCCGAGAAGGUCACUGCCAUAGAUCUUUUGCGUCACAAGUUCUCGAAAGCGUCCUGCUUAUUAAUCAUUUUCUAGAAUUAUUCCCUGUUAAUUGAUUUCUCCUUCGGUUUUACCCCUCUUUGUUCCUAUUUGAAAGGAAAACAAACUCUCGCAUACUACGAAAUAAUUCUGUUUUAGAAAGCGAAAUUAUCUGGUGGUUAAUCAAUAUGUGUGUUCACUGUUGCAGUGUUUGAGUGAAUGGUAACAGUCGCAACGGGAAGCAGCUUCUAAUGCAGCCUUCAACAUGAGUGCAGUCUUUCACCAAGCAGUAUUUGAAGGCGAUACAACCAAGGUCAAGUUUAUUUUAAAGUAUGGCCAAGGAAUACGAGUGAAUCAGCCGAAUAAAUAUGGCUUAACCGCUCUACAACAAGCUUGUAUUGAUGGCAACUUGAGCCUGGCUAACUUUCUCCUCGAGCGUGGUGCGGACCUGAAAACUGUGGAUUCAAAUGGCCGCUCUGCGCUUCACCUCGCCGCUGAGCGAGGACAUUUGGACGUUGUGAGCUUGCUAGUGAAUUCAGCCUGUGCUGAUGUUAACGCUAGAAAUAGCAAUGGCGAAAAACCGGUGGAUGUUGCCAAGAACGAGCAAAUUCGAGCUUUGCUAUCGCAAGCGAUGCUCUCAGAGAAUUUCAAACAGAAAUGCUCUCUUGCUCAAGGUUGUGAGGAUAGCUGUGGGUUUAAAAAUGUUCCUGGCUGGCGUUAUUCGAUUUCGAGUACAUCCACAGAUUCUGGAGUAUCUGAAGACUCUAGUUAUAGCCAUGACAGUGGUUUUGAAUCGAGAUAUCCCAGUCGAUACUUCAAAACCUCAAGCUUUAAUGAAGAACGAGCGGAGCAAAUCUCUGAUUACUACAUUACCGAUUGUAACCGCGACCAGACACCCGACCAAGGGGAACUAAUUUACACUCGACGAGUGGAGCCGGUUGUUUCACACAGUACAUUAACCAAAAGUCACUCUUUCACGGGAACGCGACACGAAUACAGUGCGAAAUUAGAGAACCGGCCGGAAUGGGGGGAAAACUCGGCCUUUGGGUCCCCAGAUCGGUAUCAACGGAGGCAACCGAGAAAUCGCCGAGAUCCUGCAAGGCGUAAGACCGUAACCUUUGGUGAAAAUGCAUCGUAUUUUAUUUCUGCUCGCGAAGAACAACAAUAUCCGCGAAGUCAUUCACUAAGUAUACCAUCAUCAAGCGGCAAUAGAUACCCUUCAUCUGAAACUUGGGUUACCUCGGCUACACCGCAUCAACCAAACUCCUCGCGGAGGCUUUCAGAAGAGCGCCAACCUACUACAGCGUCUAGUGACAAAGAGAAAAUCGGCAACGCGGAGAAACGUGAAAAUAUCCCUCGAAAAGAGAGGAAAUUGAAAAAGCACAUUCUACCAAGUUUCUUAGAAAAAUACGUACAUUAAGUAAGGUUCGUUAAAAAAUUGGGGUAUUACCAACAUUUAAAUUAUGCAUACAGCGUCGAUUUAGUUGAAAAUUUACAUUGCCUUCACUUUGUCGCCCAGAAAACCAUUCAAGUGUAUAAAACACUCGACAUGUUUAACUCAAGAUGUUGAUAUAUAUAUUUUGAAUUUAUCGUGGAUAUAUUGCAAAUAUUGUAAUAGUUUCCUCCCUGUGAUUGCCUUAAAUCUUUGUAAAAAGUUUUGUUAUUAUAAAUUUCAUAUUUGGAAUUUUAAAUAAUACAUGUAUUCUAAACUGACUAUCUAUUUAUAUAGGAUGAUGUAAACUAUUGUAUAUUCACCUGCGAGAACACGUUUCUGGUUGCAAAAUUGUUUUGGGAUUUUUCAGUUUAAAAAUAAUUCAUGUUCAUUGGUGAGUCAUAAAAUAAUAAUACUUAGUUUUUUGUUUUGGGAAUAUUACAUCUAUUUAUAACAGUCAUGAUUUUUGUAGCAAAAGAAUCAACCUUUUCUGGCUUGCUGUAUAUUUUUAUUUGGUGUA